Biomphalaria glabrata is the source of this 4269-nucleotide messenger RNA. RefSeq names its product coiled-coil domain-containing protein 134-like. Lineage: Eukaryota; Metazoa; Mollusca; Gastropoda; Planorbidae. Bases 605 to 1432 code for a protein of 275 amino acids. The transcript has 6 exons. The record is from RefSeq and is a predicted model, not a curated record.
UUUAUAAAUAGACUAAUGUCGAUAAAAAAACAACAAUACACACGUGCAAUCAUUUCUUUUCGUAGUCAACUCAGGAUCUAGAAAUCUAGGCCAAAUUCAGUAAUUGGAAAUGUGACACCGACUACAAGAAAAAAAAAAAAAACCCACUGAUAGGCCUAAAGACUAAAAGAGGCUAAAAAAAAAAAAGCUAUCAAUCUCUGAUCUAAAUCUGACUACAGUACUACAGCCACGACACAUGUAACGUGGCCAACCAUUGACUUGAUUGACCAACAGCAAUGAUACUUGAGAUACUCGGCUGACUCGCAUCUUCAAUUUCUUGAUCUUGAUUGACUUGAUCAUUGAUGCUCUCUGGUCAUAAUUUCAAUGUUUUACAAAAUUGAAAUGUUUGAUUUAAAAUUUAAAGCCAUUGAUAGAGAUUAAGAUUCUAGCAGUCUCUAACAAAAGUGUUUAUAUUCAGAAUUAAGCAAAGGACAGAGCAGCUCUAGACUCUAGGUCUAGGUCUGUUGUAUGUGUACACUGUACAGAUUAUCAUUUUUACAGAUCUAGCCUAGACUACACUACAUUUAAGAUCUAGAUCUAGAUCUAGAAGAAAAAUUUGAUAAAAAUGCGUACAAUUAUAAUGCGAUUUAUGAAAGUGUGUUUUUAUUUAUCACUUAUUUCUUUGAGUUGUACACUUACUCAAGUAAAUGGAUGCCUUGAUUGUGGUGGAGAAGAUCCAGUUGUGACAGAUAAAAAAGAUGGUGAACUGCCACUCGAUCCAGAAUCAUAUGCCAAGCCAACUGAGGUGGAUGACAAUGUAGCAGAUGUUGAGCCAGAAACUGAUGAAAACUCAUCAGAGAAUAUACCAGAAUCUCCACGUCUUAAAGAGUACAAAAAAUACUUUAUUUUACACCGAGCUAAGCAACUGGAGGCUGUUAAAGGAAUUUCUUUAUUAAAAAAUGAUGAACAGAGACAUAAUCUAAUGAGCUUAAUGUUAAAACAGUUAUUUGUUACUCUAGGAGAUGCAAAAGAAAAUUUGACAGUUGCUGGAUAUUUACCUGGGGAUCCAUUUCCUGAAGAUGAAGAUGUUAAAGAAAGCAUGUCCAAAAUCUUGGAGAACACUGCCCUGUUUGGAGAUCUCAUCCUCUUCAUGCCUGACAUUGUUCACAGCAUGUAUGACAAAGAAAAGGAAUGGCAGAUCUUGCUGGCUUGGUCUUAUGGAUUCAGCACACAGUCUGGAGUCUACGAGGGAAAUUAUAAGACAAUGCUGACUCUGGGAGCCAUGGAGGCAAACAUUAUUCCAAAAGGAAAAGAUUUUAUCAAUCCAUUUAAAUCUUUGGCUAAGAUCCAGUCUCUGAUGGAUGAUGCCCAGAAAGACCCUAAGAAAAAUAAAACGAAAAAGCCGAAGAAGAAAAUAGAACGAGGACCGAAGCUGAGAAAGACAGAGCUUUAGGGAGGCUUGAAUUGUUUUGUUACAUUCUGAUCUCAGUGUUUUUUUUUCUCAUACCAAUGGCUUCUAGUGGAAUAGCUGUGAAAUGAAUUAGAUGAUAGCCCAUGAAACAGUGCAGACAUGGGGACAAUGUGAUAGAAGUAUUUUCAUAAAUUGGUUUUAAUUACCUUGAUAAAGUAAAACAAGUUUGAACAUUGCUUAGAUAGAAAGGUCUUCUGUUUUACACCAAGUUACUUCUUGGCCUAAGAGUCACAGAAAAAUUGAAGUAAAAAAAUACAAAGAGUUAUAGAUCCUUAACAGAAUUGUAUAAUAAUACUUUUACAAACAUAUUUCUUACAAAUCUUAAUUUGUUUCAUAAAAUUAUUUGUUCCUACAAAUCCUAAUUUGUUUAAUUUUGAAAAUUUCAUUCACAAAGCUUUUUUUUUUUUUUUAAAUUCAUUUUCGCUUAGAGUUAAAAAAAACUUGUCAUCUUUUGCACUAUUUCCUGGCCUAUCCUUAUAACCUUUCAUCUUUAUAACAUUCUAGAUCUCUACUUUCAUUUUGAUUGAAAGGUAUCUUAGUAAUAUGAUAAUUAGUUUAAUUGAGAAAUUAUAACCAAACUUUUGUUUAACAUCUUCUCAUAUAAUAUCAGCUUUUGGUUGACAACGUAUAGAAAGAAGCUCUAAAAAUAUUCUAACAAGCCCCUUUUUCUUUUUGAAUCUUAACAUUUUUGUGCGUCAUGUGACUAAAUUUUUGCUGGAAUCUUUCCAACCUUUUCUUUCAAGAGGUUUAUUAUAAUCUCAGUCUUUUUUUUUUUUUGUUGAGUUAAGAGUUCCACUUAGUUAAUGUUCAGCGCUGCAUUUCAUUUGACCUUUUUUUAAGACUGACUUAUCAUUCUUAAGACAUUUUAAUUAUGCUCACACAGUAUUCCUUUACAGUUGUGGACACCUGAACAAUUUCUUGGGUGUGGGAACUAAUUCUGAUAGCUUUUUCUUUGAAUAAGAAGUUGUGAAAUGCUCAAAUGUUAGUUUAACCAAUUUACAGCCAUCCAUUUUUAAACACAUGUAAAAUGACAAAUCUAUUCCUGAAAAUGUGUAUGUAAAGGGGAAUAAUUGUAGGUGGUAAUUAGAUUUUUUUGCAUCGAUAUAUGACAGAUCUAAGUUCUUACAUUUUAGGCAAUCUGGAUUAUUUGUUUUGUGGAUUUGUCACGCAGUCAUGAUUUUUAAUGAACUGUGUAUGUUAUUUAAUAUUCCAUUUAAAAUUAAAUUUGACACACUGACUCAAAAUGUUGGUUCAGAUGACUUUGUGUGUCAGUCCUAUUGAAUAACUCGGUGGCAGCUUCUAUUUUACAUUCAUUUAUUUAAUGUUAUUUCCUGGCUAUUUAAUACCAUGUGUGAGCUCAAGUUGCUUGUAUCCUGGCUGUUUAGUAUCAUGUUUCAGUUCUACAAGUCACAACGGUAUCUAUUAUUCUUUCUACUUCUCCUAAAUGUAUUUAGUCCUGGCAUAUGUUUUACCAACUUUUUUUUGCAUGAUAACUUACAACCUUUUUUUGCAUUCAGAUAUUAGUUUUCCUAUGUCCCUGUACUAAAUCCAGUUACAGUAAAACUUACUGUAAUAUUUUCUUCAGUGUUUCUGUGUUUUUGUUUUCAAUUUAAUUCCCAAGUUUGCAAUGCAAUGAUUUUAUUGUUUCUGGGUUUUUGUUUUCCAUUUAAUUCCUAAGUUUGCAAUGCAAUGAUUUUAUUGUUUCUGGGUUUUUUUUCUUUCUCAUUUUUGAAACCUUGCUAACACAGCUUCACUUUGUCAGAUGAAUGAAAGUUGUAUCACAUGAUCUGGUGAAAUACACUUUAUUGGUAUAAAAAUCAAUUGCCAACUACAAUGAUCAAACAUGAAAAAAAAACAAAUCAAUCAAAUCAAGCAAGAAACUUUACACAAACUUAAUCAAAUGGUCAAACUUGUUGCAUAUUAUAAUAUCAUAGGUGGUGAUAUAAUGCUUGACUUCAUGACAUUGAAAACUAUAAAAAAAAGGAUACACUAUGUUAUUUAUUUUCUACAUACUUGUUUUAUUACUCAGGCUAACUGAUUGAAUAUUGGCAUGGAAAAGCAAAACGUUGUACAAGUUUUAGCAGGAUAUUCACUGACCUUUUUUUUUUUUUUUUUUUUUUUUACAUUUAUUGAACUUGUAUCUUAAGGUCUUUAAAUUUUGCAUUUAUAAGAUUAUCUGAUUGGAUUUUAACAGAUUUAUUCAUGUGAUUUUGUGUUACCUACAUAUUUGUGAUAAUUAGUUUCUUAAUAAUUCUUUUCUUUUGACCUUGUCUUUCUAUAAACAAAAUUCCCUUGAGAUAAAAAAAUAACCAGUUUUUGUGGCUUGCCACUUGCUACACUUUUGUGACCAGUACAGUGACGGUUUCGGGUAUCUUUUAAGCUUGGUGGUCUCAGCCACCUGAUGAAAUGUCAACAAAUAAUUCCAUUCCUAGACUCAAACAGAACUAGACGUAAAGAUCACUUAAAAUGCAUGUGAUAUAUCUGUAUGCUUAUUGCCUCCUAAGUUAAUAUUAUCUUGACUCUCUCAAUUUACUGCAUCAGCCCCCCAAAAAAUGAAAAGCAUUUUCUGACAUUGCUAAACAUUUCCACACUUGACAAACGGAUGAAACUUCAAAAUAUUGCAUAAUAUUGUUUAUAUUGUCUGAACAUAGUUUUGAACAUUAUAAACAGAAUUUCAAUGAGACCAUUAACUGUACUCUCAAUUCUUUAUUUUUGCUUCAUUACCGCAGGGAUUCUCCAUUUGUAUUUUGUGCCUUAUUGUUAUAGUUAGCUAUGGUCAAAAUAUGUUAUUUAUGUACAAUAAAAUUUGUUUCAUUCAA